CUUUAUUUUGUUUUGUUUUUUUACUUUGCUAGUGUUUGUGCGACGUAGUGGCCGUUGUUUUGCAGCGGGCGGGAGCUGUGGAGUCCCGAGCUGCAGCAGGCUGCGGUCAAUAGCCUGCUCGAACGUGCACCGCUGCGGUUUAGCUGGCGCGGCCUUCACUGACGUAGACGGCGCGAAUUAACUGCUAUCAAGAGAAAUAAGCGAAUUACGCGAAGCCGCCGCCUGAAGAAAAGGAGCUAUGGAGACGGAGGUUGACAAGGUCGAGCCUCAAGACAGCGAACAAGACGAGGAGGAAGAUGUGUACGAGGUGGAGAGGAUUAUUGACAUGCGAGUGGAGGAGGGUGAGAUGCUCUACAGAGUGCGCUGGAAAAAUUACUGCUCUGAUGAUGACACCUGGGAACCAGAAGCCCACUUGGAGGAUUGUCGCGAAGUCCUCUUGGCUUAUAAAAAGUUGGUGGCAGAGGUCAAGGUCAAGAAAGACGCUGAAGCUAAGAAGAGCAUGAAACUGCCUACAAAGAGUGAUGUGUUUGAUGCAGAUUCAGAGAGUGAAAACGACAAAGACAAGCCAAGCGAGAUGCCUGUCAAGAAAAAGAAAAAGAAAAAAGUACGAGAGGAGGAAGAAGAACUUUCUCUGAAGGAGAAAAGAAAAAAGAAGAAAGACAAGCGAAAAGACGAGCUGAUGAGGCCAUUACCCGCACCAGAGACGGAUGAAGAUGACGAAACAGCUUCGACCCCACCUUCCCCUCCAAAGGAGAAAAUGACAGAAUUGAAAAAAAGGGUGCUUGACUCUGAGGAAGAAGAGGAUGAGCUCGUUCCCCCCAAGAAACAUAAGAAAGACAAGGGGAAAGAUGGAGGGAAGCACAAGAAGGAGAAAAGCGAAGAGGGGAAGAAAAAGAGAGUUAAGAAAGAUCGGAAGAUUGAGUCAUCCGAAGACGAAGGAACUGCACCCCUGGAGGAAGACCUCAGCGAAGGAACAUCAGAGCUGCCAGAGGACACCGUGGCAGUGGAGCCUGUGGCAAAGCCCAUUGAGAAGGCUCGAUCAGAGGACAGGUCCAAACAGAAGCGAGGAAAGUCGGAACUAAAGCUGCAGGGCAUCAAGGACCUCAUCCACGACAAAAAGGGCAAGCGGCCUGACACCUCCACACACCCUCAGAAAGAUGGUAGCGUGCAAAAGCUCAAGAGCUUCUCCUCCAAGGCCAGGGUUGAAGGAGCACCUCUUUCCUCUGAUUCCAGUGACAGCUCCAUCCUGCACAAGAAAGCCAAGACCAAGGGGCAGGAGAGCAUUUCUGCACCAUCUAAAGCCCCCUCUUCUUGUGCCUCAUCAUCCUCCUCCUCCUCUAUUGCCACAGCAAGCACCAGCAAGGGUAAGGAUGAAGAUAUGGCUAAAGAGGAAGUUGUUGGACAGAAGGACACAGCUUCCUCCACCAACCUGUUUGAGAAGUUCCUUUUGGACUUUGAAGCCAAGGACCGCCUACCCCGCAGACAGGCAGCUCACCAGCCAUCCUCCACAGAUGCCAGCAGCAGCAAAUCAACAAAGCUUCAAGGGAAAAUUGAAAAGAAGAACAAGUUGACCAAAGACUGUCCAGCUCAGAAAAUGGAGCCCGAGAAGACAGAGAAAGCCAAGCAAUUAGAAGUCUCUAGACCUGGACAGAGUUAUGGCUUCAGCCUCGACAGUGAUGAGAAGGAAGGGGAGGAACCUCCCCAAAAGUCGAGGUUAGGGGAGGAUUCCCGGGAACGGAGGGAAAGGCUGGAGGAAGCACAGCGGUCCAGCUGGGAGAAGAGGAACCCUGCCGAUGAUAGGCGGAGAAGGAGAGAAGACAGCGAACCCAGGCUCUUCAUGGCAUGCGAUGACAAUCUGGAUAACCAGGACCAUCUGGAGGGCACUGAGAAGCCUGACAAGGGCCAGGCCACUUUGAGUCUGGGAAUGGACCUCAACCUGGACUGGAUGACUCUGGAGGACUUCCAGAAACAUCUCAAUGGUGAUGACGAGAUCCUCUCUGCUCCCCCAUUGUCUCCCAGUGAGCUGCGAGAGGCCGUGAAGAGCGGUGACUACAUGUCUGUUAAACUUGCACUCAAUUCCAAAGAAGAUUACAAUCUGGACCAAGAGGACUCCAGUGGUAUGUCCCUGAGCAUGCUGGCAGCUGCAGGUGGUCAGGACGACAUCCUCAGGCUUCUAAUAAAGAAGGGAGUGAGGGUGAACGGGCGACAGAAGAAUGGGACCACGGCCUUAAUGCAUGCUGCUGAAAAGAACUUCCUGACGACUGUCGCCAUCCUUCUGGAAGCUGGAUCCUAUGUCAAUGCCCGGACACUUGGAGGGGAGACGGCUCUAAUGAAGGCCUGUAAGAGGGGUAACACUGACAUAGUGCGCCUCCUACUGGAAUAUGGGGCCGACUGCAACAUCCUGUCAAAACACAAGAACACUGCCAUGUACUAUGCUAAAGUCAGCAAUAAUAUGACGGUGUGCGAUCUCAUCAAGGACCACAUCAACAUGUUGUCUAGUGUGGCUGAGGACACCAUCAGGGCAUACUUUGAAUCUCGACUGGUCCUGUUGGAGCCAGUGUUUCCUUUGGCCUGCCACAGAUUGUGCGAGGGACCAGACUUCUCCAUGGAGUUUGGCUACAAGUCCCAGCAACAACUAGAGGCCUCGGGGAUCCUCCUCUUCGUCUUCCACGCCAACUUCCUGAGUGAGAUCUCAGCCAGGCUGUGCGGCCCAUGCAGUGUUCAUGCCGUGAUACUCAAUGACAAGUUCCAGCUCCCCAUAUUCCUGGACAGUCACUUCAUCUAUUCCUUCAGCCCAGUCCCAGGCAUUAACAGGCUAUUUAUCCGUCUGGCAGAGGCACCCACAGCCAAGGUCAAGCUUCUCAUCUGUGCAUACAGAGUCCAGCUACAGUGAUGCCUCCCCAGGCCAGGUCAAAGGUUACACUAGGACUAACAACACAUCAACUCUUGGGAACUCAUUCAGACACACAAACAAACAUACACACACCAGACACACAUGCAGCCACAGUUGAAAAUCUUUGCCAAGCUCAUCAUCAUCUGAAGGUGGAGGAUCUUGUCAGACCACAGCCUACAUUAAAUGGAAUUAAAAUCCCUCUUGCUUGCAAGAAACUGUUUUUCACCCUUCAAGAGCUGCAGCUUUAUGAUGACAUCCUGGUCCUGUCCACAUCACACCUCCAUAUUCACACUAGACUUGAUGCACAAUCCAGGGAUCUUGUGAGAUCAGCGCAGCAGUUUACAUUUGCGCAACACUUUGCACAGCUAUGUCCAUUCGUCACUGACAGCAACUGCUGGACGUGCUUUCUGGGUGAAAGGCGGGGGCCAUUUUGCAAAAUAUUUAACAGAAACAUAUCGACUCCCCCCUAUCCUGCUGUGGUUCCCAAGACUAAAAACCCCUCCUGGAUUGUGCCUUCCUCCAACUCGUUCCUACUUUUUUGAGUGUGUAUAUGAUAUAUGCGUGUGUUAACUGUUUAUAAGCCUAGCUUGUGUGUACAUGUGCAUAUCUUUGAUGUGUCGUUUGCAGUCUGGGUGCAUUUUGAGAAUGAUUUUUUUUGUUGAGGGGGGGUGUUCAAUGUUUUCAUUUUGUUUUGGACCAAGCAAAUGCUUUGCCCAAUAUUUUGAUUGCACAUCUGUUGAUGGCAUUUUACUUAACAGUGACCUUCAUCCAGUGUGUUCACCUGCACAUUUGGAAGUACAUGGUAGAACAUAUAAGUGCUUAUUGAACACCUGUAAUACUUUCAAGGUUGUAACACAUAACAUUUUGUAAUUAUAAAUUGUACAACUGUAAUUUUACUCACAUGUUGUUGUCACAACCCUGUAAGUCCAAUAUAACAGACAUGUCACUUUAAUACAUUAUACUUAGAAUUGUAUAGGUUGAUGCACAGGUUAAUAAACUGGAAAUGAGGUCAUUGCAAAAUAUCACCUUUUAAUUAAUGAAGCAGCUGUAUUUGUUUUACCUACCCCUACAGAUUUGCCCAUUAUAUUUUUGGUCUGUACAUAUCCAUAUAUAUUUUAUCUUUGGGAUUGAUGACUGCUAACGUUUUGUUGCUUUUUACCACCGUAGGAGUGGUUUUAAGUUAUUAGGAUUGUAUAGUGCAAAGCUCUGUUUGUUUUUUCCUUAAAGGCUACAAUGUCCCACCCAAGGCUGCCCAGUUAUUUCACAUAUGGAUUUUCAAAAGAAAAAGCUUCGGAAUUGAUGAUUAGUGAUGGGAUCUGUCAUUCAUGCUCGAUACAGCAUCAGCACAGGCGGUUCUGUUUACUAGGCCUCUUUUGCCUACUGUGUCAAGCAAAAGUCACUUUUACACACCCCUUUCCAAUCUUAUUCAAUAGGAUCAAAUGAAGCAGCUGAAAUCAACUUGAUAUACAUACUAUAGGCCUAAUGUGUCAUGAAUGCACCAACAUUUUUCCAGUGCAGUUCUCAUGUGCACAUCUUAUGUCAACAAUGUAACGUCACUGAAGAACAGUACAGCGCGGGAACAUAUUUGUAGGUUAAUGUUUGUUGUCUCCUGCAAUAUGAAGGAAUUACUGUCAUUGCUGGGAUGUAAUUUUAGAGGAUGAGGCCUCUACAUGCUGCCUUAAUAGCCAUAUUUUUCAAGUCAGUUCAUGUUGUGAUUCUUUGCUCAACUGUAUAAGUUGAGUAAUAUACUGGUAUAUGCCUCCCUGAGGCAUAUACUGGCUGUGUUUAUUCAGGACUGUUAAAACCAACGGUAAAGUGUCAACAGCUUGAUGAUGGCCAUAAUUAUGAAAUAAUUCCACAUAUUGCCUCUUCUCCUCAAACAACAAUCAUUUUUGUAUUUAACUGAAGUUUACUAGCUGCCUGGGUACCUAAUAAAGCAAAGUGUAAAAAUUACACAGAACAAGACGACUAAAAAUUUAUGCAGCAGACAGAAACCCAUCAGACCCUCGCAUUUAAUCUUGAGUCGUGGCACAGUGGUGAUUGCUGUCAUGUUUUAUGAUUUCGAGGUUGGGGUGAGUGGACAUCCGUACGGUGUGUUGCACAAGCGUUAUGGUGAUGAUUUCUGAUUCAAAUCUUUGGGGAUAAAAGACUUGAUCAUAGCGGGUGCCUCGAAUAUAGGUUGUUAAAGUCGCAGUACAGAAGUCCUUUUCAAGGGUGAGGAUAUUUAAAUCUCAUAGCACGACUACACACCAUGGACAGCCUGCCAGCUCAUUUGGAGAUGGAAGCCAAAGCAAAUUCCAUCUCGGAGCUCAAAGUCUGGAAGCAGUGUGAGUGGGCAAUCUUCCCGCAAAUUGCGAUGACCAAAUCUACCUCCACAAAUCCAUGUUUCUUUUUUAAAGAUGUUUCGUACGUGAUUCUUGAUUUCCAGGGCGAUAUUUAAACCCAAGAUAUUUUAAAAUAUGAAAUGUAUAUCCCCUUCCAAUUUAGGCCAGACCAGAAUGGGAGUCGAUAGCUUAAACUGGUGCAAUAAAAAGUCAUAUUAGUGAACACUUAAUCUUGUUUUUCUUGAAGUCCCCGAUUUGUGUUAUCGCAACCAUAGGUCAUUUUGUUCAUCUUGUUUCCCUUCUAGAAGUUACCAAUGAUCGUUUCACCCUCUGUAUGCCUGGCACAGAAUUGGUUCAGUGUGCAUAGAGAGGAAUAGUUAGUGAA
Messenger RNA from Lampris incognitus (smalleye Pacific opah), 5602 nucleotides. It is a transcript of the gene mphosph8, whose product is annotated as M-phase phosphoprotein 8. The transcript is spliced from 14 exons. Bases 239 to 2893 code for a protein of 884 amino acids. Gene Ontology annotation, cellular component: cytoplasm; nucleus. The record is from RefSeq and is a predicted model, not a curated record. Gene Ontology annotation, molecular function: protein binding. NCBI's taxonomy places the organism in Eukaryota, Metazoa, Chordata, Actinopteri, Lampriformes, Lampridae.